Episyrphus balteatus (marmalade hoverfly) is the source of this 679-nucleotide messenger RNA. RefSeq names its product 39S ribosomal protein L51, mitochondrial (gene mRpL51). The transcript has a single exon. The coding region runs from base 107 to 604 and encodes 165 amino acids. Gene Ontology annotation, cellular component: mitochondrial large ribosomal subunit. Gene Ontology annotation, molecular function: structural constituent of ribosome. NCBI's taxonomy places the organism in Eukaryota, Metazoa, Arthropoda, Insecta, Diptera, Syrphidae. Gene Ontology annotation, biological process: translation. The record is from RefSeq and is a predicted model, not a curated record.
UUUCUUUUCAUUGAACAAACACAAACCAUCUGUCAAAUAAUUUUCAUUCAUAUUUCCUAUUUUACUAGCCUCAAGGAAGUUUUUAUCAAUUACAUAAAUUAAAAUCAUGUCCUGGCUGGUUAAUUCACUCAAAAAAGUAACAUCCAUAAACCAAUUAUGGUACCCAGUAGUCACAGCUUCACGACAACUUUCUCACGAUGAGAGACGAGCGCGUGGACCGCUUGUUCGCCGCUAUGGUUACAAAGACAAGAUUCUUCAAGGUGGUAUGCUACCUCAUUGGGAUAACAAUCAAAAGCUUCCCAUGCCCGAUUACAGACCAAAAAAUCCAUGGGUAGAGAAACGAGCUCUCUUCGGACAGAAUGACUACAUUGACAUUUUGGGCAAUGACAACUUACAUCCAACCAAAGUUCUGUAUUCAGUUCCAUCUUGGAUGCGCGGUGUCUCUGGCAAUGAGUAUCAGGUUUUACUUCGCAAGAGGAAAAUCAUGAUGAAGACAAAAUAUCCAAUUGCAAAACCUACCAAUUGGAAGAAUUUACAAAAGCGCAUUCUGUAUCUUUAUAAAUUCUUGAAUCGUAAAACAAAGACUGGCUAUUCAAAGCAGUAGGUUUAUUUGUGUUGUUGUUGAGACUUUUUAAGUAAUAAAAAAAAAAAUAAAGCCUGAAAUUGGUAUUCGUUAUAA